Molecule: messenger RNA, 1341 nt
Organism: Leptosia nina
Lineage: Eukaryota; Metazoa; Arthropoda; Insecta; Lepidoptera; Pieridae
Source: the annotation of a GenBank genome assembly
AUGGGGGACUUCAAGCAUAAUAGCUUGUAUGAAAGAGUUAACAAGCUACUUGUCUCAUACAAUUGGAGUGAUUGCAAGUUUUUAGUUUGCGAAAAAGAAUUUCAAGCACAUAAAUUAAUAUUAGCCACUAGCAGUCCUGUAUUUGAAGCCAUGUUUUAUGGGCCCCUAUCAACAAACAACAAUAUAAUAAUAACUGAUAUAGAUCCUAGCAUAUUUCAACUGUUGCUGAAUUUUAUUUAUACAGAUAAAGUGGAUAUUAAAUCGAUUGAGGAGGCAUAUGAUUUACUAUAUGUAUCAAAGAAAUACUUAUUGGAUACCUUGACUGAUAUUUGUUUAGAAUACGUACAAUCUGCUAUGAGUGUUGACAAUGUUAUAUACAUUCUUAAUAUACCAAAUUAUAUGCAAGAAAAUAAAGUGGUUGCCUCUGCUUUGAAUCUCUUUUGCCGCCAUGCAUAUUAUUUAUUAGAUAAUUACAACUACGAUAUUUCUACAAGUUUGUGGAGGAAAAUUUUAGAGAGUGAUGAACUGAAUAUAAAGGAAAGAGAUUUAAUUAAAUUAUUAUUUACAUGGACAUUAUGUUACAAGGAAAAAUACAAAUCAACCACAGACAUAUAUAAGAGGAGAGAUAUUUUAAUUAAGACAGGCUUAUUCUCAUUAUUAAGAUUUUAUGCUCUAUCCAAUGACGACUUAGAUGCCAUUGCCAAUGAUCCAUCAAAUAUACUCUUACCAGAGGAGAUAGAACAUAUUAAAUUUAAAAUAGGUAAAUCAGAAAACUAUAUCAAGUAUAAUGAUCAAAUAUGUGCAUCAGCAAUACCUCGUAAGACCAUUGAUAUUCAGUGGCGUCUCUGCCUUCGUGCUUUAAUCAGAUCUGAAUCUCCUAUAACAAUUGAUUCUCACAAUUAUUGUGCUCAUACACGAUUGAAAGCUGAUAAGUCAUUUUUCUUAUAUUCCCUUAUAGUGCAAUCUCGUGUGGCACCGGUAAAUAAUUUCUGUAAUUCUAUUAAAAUAUAUAAUGAAGACCUAAUAAUCUCAGUAUUGUCUGAAGACAACAACAGUAUUAUCAAGAAGAUUACUUUUAAGAAAGAUGUUGAAUAUGAUUGUAAUGUUGGUAUUGACUUCUCAGAGCCCUUGUGCUUAAGAAAAGAUCAAUGGUAUACCAUCAAAUUUGUUUGGCCUCACUUGUCAUCAUAUGAUACACAUUUAUAUAGUGUGCAAAGGAGGGAGAAGAAUUUGAGCUACAUGUCGCUGUGCAAUAAUAUCAUACAAUUUGAAUUUGAGGAUUUGCCCUCUAAAUGUAAUACUGGUGGAAGUUUACUUAAAGGGUUUAAAUUUUGUUUGUAA